Molecule: messenger RNA, 804 nt
Organism: Lutra lutra (Eurasian river otter)
Lineage: Eukaryota; Metazoa; Chordata; Mammalia; Carnivora; Mustelidae
Gene: FGF19
Product: fibroblast growth factor 19
Exons: 5
Coding region: 1-804 (267 amino acids)
Biological process (GO): cell differentiation; positive regulation of protein phosphorylation; fibroblast growth factor receptor signaling pathway
Cellular component (GO): cytoplasm
Molecular function (GO): growth factor activity; fibroblast growth factor receptor binding
Source: RefSeq, a predicted model, not a curated record
AUGGACGGGGAUCUGGGAGGCCUGGGCGGGGUCACCCGGGCGGGGUCCGGGGAGGGGCUGGGGCGGGAGGCGGGGUGUCUUGCUGCCGCCCAGCCUCCCGCACCCUCGCCGCCUGAACUGCGUGCCGAGCCCGAGGGAGGUGCCAUGCGGAGCGCGCCGAGUCGGUGCGCGGUAGCCCGCGCGCUGGUCCUAGCCGGCCUUUGGCUGGCCGCAGCCGGGCGCCCCCUAGCCUUCUCGGACGCGGGGCCGCACGUGCACUACGGCUGGGGUGAGCCCAUCCGCCUACGGCACCUGUACACCGCCGGCCCCCACGGCCUCUCCAGCUGCUUCCUGCGCAUCCGUGCCGACGGCGGGGUUGACUGCGCGCGGGGCCAGAGCGCGCACAGUUUGGUGGAGAUCCGGGCAGUCGCUCUGCGGACGGUGGCCAUCAAGGGCGUGUACAGCGACCGCUAUCUCUGCAUGGGUGCGGACGGCAGGAUGCAAGGGCUGCCUCAGUACUCCCCCGGAGAUUGUGCUUUCGAGGAGGAGAUCCGCCCCGAUGGCUACAACGUGUACCGGUCCAAGAAGCACCAUCUCCCCGUCUCCCUGAGCAGUGCGAAACAAAGGCAGCUGUACAAGGACCGGGGCUUUCUGCCCUUGUCCCAUUUCUUGCCCAUGCUGCCCGGGAGCCUGGCAGAGCCCAGGGACCUCCAGGACCAUGUGGAGGCUGAUGGGUUUUCUGCCCCCCUAGAAACAGACAGCAUGGACCCUUUUGGGAUUGCCACCAAAAUGGGACUAGUGAAGAGUCCCAGCUUCCAAAAAUGA